GUAAAUUUGGUGCAAUGAUGGAAGUUAAUAUUCAAAAUUCUGGACCAGUAACUUUGGAAAUAGAAUCUUCAGUUCUCUCGGAUUGAAAAAAAAAAUAAAUUUAAACAUAUAUUUUUGUUAAAAUAUUGCAUGCUGCUGGAAUUGUAUGUUUAAACAAAUUUCCUUAUGUUUAUAAUAAUAUUUCAUAUCUCGUGUUGUCACUUGUGCCUUAAUUUUGUGUGAUUUUAUAAAUGUAAAUAUGAAUAAUAAAAAGGUCCAGGAGAAAAAUGAGAAUUCAAAUAAUAUAAAUUCUAAUGUUAAUCCAGAUAAUUUAAAAAAAAGUGAAAUGGAUGUUUUAAAAAAAACUGAUAAAGAAACUCCAAAAACGAAAUUAAAAAAUGACACUGAAGAAGUUAGUAAUUUAUCAAAAACGUCACCGUUAAAAACGCGAAAAGAAGAGAGAAAAUCGGAAACAGUUGAUGAUUUAAAAUUACAAUUAAAUACGUUAAUGAAUUCACUGGCGACUCUUUCUGCAGAAAAGUCAAAAAUGGAAGCUCAAUUUCAAAUUGAUAAAAAGCAAUUAAGAAGCGAUCGAGAAGAAAAUGAAAAAGUAAUCAAAGAUUUAAAAGAUAAACUAAAAUAUGCCCAAAAUAAUUCACAUUCGGAAAUGGAGCAUUUAAAGUAUAAAUUAAUUAUGGAGAGACAUGAAAGAGAAAAGGAGCACUCUGAUCAUUCUGCAAUAAUGAAAGAACUUCAAAAGGUCGUUAACAAUGAACGACGAAUUCGUGAACAAUUGGAAGGGCAAAUAAAGGAUUUAAAAGGACAUGUAUCGAAUAAAUCACAGAAUAAAGUUUUAGAAGCCGAAUUAGAAAUAAUGAAAAAUAAAUUGAAACAUGCAGAAGCUGCAGCUAAAGAGACUCCGCCAUUGCUUCUUUCCUUGCAAGCCGAAAUGACAGCAAUGAAAAAGCAACAUCGUUCCGCGAUACACGAUGAGCAAAAGAAAGCAACAGCUGCUCAACAACAUGCAAGAGCUCUUGCAAUGGUUCAUGAAAAACGUGUAGCAAGUUUAGAAGCUCGAUUGGCAGAACUUUCAGAAACUGUUGGUGGUUAUGAUAGAGCCAGACAGCAAGAUCAACAGGCAAUUCAAAAAUUAAAAGAUCAAUUAACAUAUCUUGAAAAUAUUGACUAUAGUGAUCAUUUUAGUAAUGAUUUUUCCAAAGAUCCAAAAAAAAUUGUUUCAAACAUACGUGAACAAUAUACACUUCUAAUGAAUUUAGACAGAGAACAUUCUUUUGCCAAUGUUAAAGAUUUAUUAAACAGUUUAAAUUUGAGUGAUGCCAGUCAGGAUCAUGGGAAUAAAUACGAGAGUCUUUUAGAAGAAUUUGAAGAACUUAAGCGUCAGAAAGUUGUAUCGAGCAAUAAUACAACGAAAAAUGAAAUGGCAAAUAGUUUUAAAAAUUCUAACGAAAAUUCAAAUGAAUGCGCUCAAUUACAACGUAUUAAAACACAUAAUAAAAAUUUAGAAGAGAGAAUACGAUUAUUAAACGAAGAGAUUGCUAAACGAGAGCAAGAAUUCAAAGUCAAAUUAGAAAAUCAACAUAAAAUAUUGCAAGAUGAACGUAUAAAAUAUGAGAGACUAAUGAAUCAAAAGGAUAAUGAAUAUCGAGGAAAAAUUGUAGCACUUGAACAUCAAUUAUUGCGACAAAGAGAACGAUCAUUAGCCGUUAUUAAUGAGAAGGAUCAAGAAAUUUUAACAUUAAAAUCCUCUUUUCAGGCCUUAUUACCAAAUAAAGGAUCAUCAUUUUCUGAUAAUAAAAUUCAUCAUUCAUCUGUUGAUGUUAACAGUGAGCCAUCAGCUGAUUUGGUAACUGGAUUGUUAACCACAGACAAUAAUCCUCCAAUGUUGCAUUACGCUCAAGAAUUAGCGAGACGUGAAAUAGAAGUUUCAAAUUUACGAAAACAAAAUGUUGAACUUGAGGCAAUGCUACGAGAAAAACAACGUGAUCUUUUUCACGAAACAGAAAGACACAAAGAUGAAUUAAAAAAAUUACAGUCUCAAAUAACCAGAUUGGAAGCAUGCAAAUCGAGGGAAGGAGCUAAUCUAGAGUAUCUUAAGAAUGUAAUUGUUAAUUAUUUGAUAACCAGUGAUCCAUCAAGUAAAAGACAUAUGUUAAAUGCAAUUUCGACAGUAUUACAUUUCACGGCUGAAGAAACGGAAAAAAUUCGUCGAGUUAAGUAGCAAAAAAAUAAAAAUUUAAUAAAAGUUUUUACACUAAAAUAAAUAGUUUUUUCAGAUAAAAAUGAUAAUUUUUUUUUGGUGGAAUUUAAGAAAAAACAUUAUGAAGAUGAUGUCCUCGAACAUUGAAUAUAUUUUGCCUCCUUUACAUUUUUUUUCUUUUUUUCUUUUUUUUUUUUUGUAAAAUAAUUGUACAGCAUACUCGAAUACCCAUUUCGAAUGUACACUUUUUUUUUUAAAACGAAGGAAAAGAAACAAUUUCAACUAAAUCAUUCAGUCAGACACAAUGGAAGAAUUACGUAUUGACUUUCUUUCUAUCCCAUGUCGUUCAUAAAUAGACAUUUUUGUUAAUAUUUUUAUACCAAAAAGUUGAGUGCUUAAUCCUUAUACAUAUUCACGGAAAAAAAAAAAUCUUCCUUUUUUGUUAAAUUAAUAAGUUUGAAAAGUACUUUCUUACUAAUGAUCCAAGAAGCAGAAUUUUCUCAUAAAUUAAACUAUUUUGUUAAUCAUUUUUUUUUUCGAUAACAUUUGGCUAUUUUAAAAAUAAUUUUAUUUACAAGUAGAAUCUUGAUAAGUCAAAGAAAAAAAAAUUUUUUUUUUGUUCCCUUCCUUUUAACAAAUUUGUUCAAACUACAUUUUUAAAACACUCCCGUUAAAAUUCGAUUUAACAAGGUUCUACUUUUAGAAAAAGCACUUCAGUCCUCUUUUUUAAUAAUAAACUCAUUCUCCCUUAAAUUCUACUUCUUGCUAAUCAUUUUUUUUUUUUCAAAAACAUGGACACAUUUAAUAUUUUCUUUUUAUACACUUAUAAAUAAAAAUUUUCUAUAAUUUUUUCUACAAUUUUUUUUUUCAUAUAUAAAAUUAUAGUGCACUCUUGCCUUCUGUUAUACAAAAUUGAUAUCACAGGCUUCGAAUCUCGAAUAAAGAAAGAAAUUUUCAUAAUUAUCAAAAAUAUUCAUAAAUAAAAUGAUAAAUUUUCAAUUUUUUUGUCAUUUUUAAAUUAAAUUAGAAAUCAAUUAAAUUAUUUAAUGAGGUUUUUUAAAAAAAUUUUGAAAUUGAGAUCAAAAAGCGUGUGAUAUCAUUGGAUAAAUUGUCACUGAUUAAUUUCUCUCCAAACAUACAUUUUGACAUGAUGUCAUAAUAUUCAAAAACUAGAACAUCUGCGUGCGCCAGAAACAAAUUUGGUCCGACGAACUGGUUUUUUUUUUCAUUAAUUUUUUUUUGUCUGGACAUUGGAGUUAAAACCUACCAAUCACGAUUAAUUUUUUUUUCAAACUAGAGAUUUAAAUGCGAAAAUAUUGUGUCUCGAAUUCAUUUUUUCCGUUUAUAUUCUUCAUUUCUAAAUUAAAUUCUAAUUUCUAAAUUUAGAACCUUCUAAAUGUUUUUCUUUUUUUUAUUAUUAUAUAUAAAAUUUAUAGCAUCUUGUAUUAAAAAUUAAUAUUUUAUCAAACACUGAAAGGCUUUUCGCAUUUUAAUCUCUCGUUGAAUUUAAAGAGAAAAAGAGGCCGGUAAGACUUAAUUAACAGCGAAGUGGAUGAGGAGGAAGCUACAAACUUUUACAAUUAUUGAAAGGCGAACAGGUCUCUCUUCUUUUUUUUUUAUUAUUACAAUGCCAUUCCUUUCUAAAUUUUUCGCUUGUUAAGUACAAUUUGUGAUUAAGAAAAAAAAGAAAAUAAAAUCUCUUACUAGUUUCUUCAUUUUUAAUUUAACAAUUAAUUCAUUUUUAAAUUUUAAAAAUAAUUGAUGGUCCCGUCAAGCUUAACAAAUGCAAUUUAACAAUCGAUCAGUUUAAAUAAUUAAUAAAUAUGUUUUUUUUAUUGUUUUAAAAGGGGAAAUCCAUUAAAAACAAUAAAUUACUUUAAUUAAUUUAAAAAUUAAGUUAAUUAUAAAUUUCAAAGAUAAAAAACAAAUUAAAAAUUUUUUU
Leptopilina boulardi is the source of this 4139-nucleotide messenger RNA. RefSeq names its product GRIP and coiled-coil domain-containing protein 1 (gene GCC88). The transcript has 10 exons. The record is from RefSeq and is a predicted model, not a curated record. The coding region runs from base 239 to 2218 and encodes 659 amino acids. Lineage: Eukaryota; Metazoa; Arthropoda; Insecta; Hymenoptera; Figitidae. Gene Ontology annotation, cellular component: Golgi apparatus.